Messenger RNA from Hippocampus comes (tiger tail seahorse), 4373 nucleotides. RefSeq names its product DENN domain-containing protein 3-like. Gene Ontology annotation, biological process: regulation of Rab protein signal transduction. Bases 192 to 4022 code for a protein of 1276 amino acids. Gene Ontology annotation, molecular function: protein binding. The record is from RefSeq and is a predicted model, not a curated record. Lineage: Eukaryota; Metazoa; Chordata; Actinopteri; Syngnathiformes; Syngnathidae. The transcript is spliced from 27 exons. Gene Ontology annotation, cellular component: cytoplasmic vesicle.
UCAGAUGUUAAUCCCAUUCAACUAAAAAUAACUACUUUGAAUGUUCUUCAUCUGGAGUUAACACAAUAACUUAUUUGUGUCUAAUUUGCGUGUCAUCCCCCUCCUACUUCUUUUUUCCCCCCUCUGUUAGUUCAAUGCUUGCAUUGUAGCAGAUGUGAGGACUUUGUUCAGGAUCUGAAUCCGUGUCAGCAAUGUCGCACCCUCUUCCUUCUCUUCUGGAGGCCUGUGUCGUGGUCGGAGCGUCCAGUGAAAAACUACAGGACUUCUGCCAGGCUGUGAACUUUCACGGAAGUCUGGAGCACGACGUUUUGGAGCCGGAGGUCCUGCAUGUGCUGGCGCCUCCCUUUGUCUGCCGGCCGGAAGCUGAGAGUGAAGCGGUGAGAUCACAUGCGAGGAAGCAUCACUCCUUGCUGAGGAAGAAGAGGAAGCAAUCUUCUGCAUCCACCACAUCUAGCCAAGGCCGUCACAACUGCGCAGGUGAAGCUGCAGCCAGCGGAAGAAAAGGCAGUGAUGAUAUGACUGUUCCCAAAGACAUCGACCUCACUGCAUUGCCUCAACUGUGCUUUCCCGGCGGGCUCAGAGUGACCAACGUAAAGUCAGAAGAACAGUUUCACUUCCUGGUUUUCACUGAUGUCUUUGGCAACAAGUCCCAUGGAGUCGUCAUGCAGUGUUCUCGUCCCAUUCAGGAGUGGACGUCCCCCUGUCAGAGUGGAGCUGCCUCCAAACUGUUCUGUGACUACAGUUUCUGUGUGAUAUCCAAACAUCCAUACUUGACUGCACUAAAAGACUGUCUGUCAAUUCUUCUUAUAGAGCUCACAGCUUGUCAUUUUUCGGACGUUAAGGAGAAGGUGAAGGAGUUUGCAGCCAAAUUGGCACUGGUACCCAUCCCUCCUCCUGGGCAACUCCAUUUGAUGUUUACCUUGCACUCACUGACCAUCGAAUUGACAUCCAGAGAAGAUGAAGAUUCCCCAGCUGUAGAUUUAGACCUUCAUCUGCCUUUUGUCUGCUUCCGUCCACAUCGUCUCCUGCAGGUGUUAUCUUGCCUCCUCCAGGAGCAAAGGGUGGUGCUCUUUUCUGCCAGCUGGGCCCGACUGACACUGGUGGCAGAAAGCUUGCUGAUUUUUCUGCACCCUCUCUCAUGGCAGCAUCCUUACGUCCCCGUCCUGGCCAGAGGCAUGCUGGACUUCCUCAUGGCACCGACAGCCUUCCUCAUGGGCUGCCACCUCUGCCAUUUCGAAGAAGUUGCCGCGGAAACAGAUGAUCUGAUCCUCAUCAACAUUGAUAAUGGAAGCGUGUCGACUUCUUGUUCGGAAACUGUUGACCUACCAGAGAUCCCAACGUUUGCAGCAGAAUGUUUCACACAGAGGUGUCGGUCUCUGCAGAUGCAUUUUGACUUGGACCAGUGCGAGCGUGCAAACUGCAUUGACAUCGAGGGUCAGCGCGGCCAGAGACGAGCGUGGCAGCGCAAUCUAAACCGUGACAUCCAGACCAUUACAACUGAACUCAUUGUCAACAUAUUCAGAAAUGUCAGCAGCCACUUGAACUACGAACACCGAGUGUUUAACAGUGAAGAGUUCCUGAGAAGCAGAGAACCAGCAGAACAACUUUUCUACAAGAAUGUUUUGCAGACACACAUCUUCCAUUCUUUCCUCAGGGAUCGUCUCAACAGGAAGAUGGACAACUUUGCUCGCAUGGAACUCAACACUCAAUCAGGGAUGCAAAAGAUGAAGGCAUCAGUGGAAAACCCCCGCAGGCCCACCAUGCAGGAGAUUCAAGUCCGGAGAAAGAGCUCCCUCGCUGAGAACAAGCUGAUUAAGAGACAAACAAUGAGCCUUCCCAACCUAGGAGAUCAAGACCAAUCUAUGAGCUUUCAAAGAAAUUCACUGCCAACCAAAAUCAUAUUGUGCGAACAUGCCCGAAGGAUGCCUCCGAAGUCUGUGACGAUAUUCAAGCUUCCAGAAUUCCCAGACUGUCUCUCCUUCCAUGCUGUCCAAAGUUAUUACAGUGAGCUGAUCCAGCUUCUUGGCAAGGCGAUUGACUCGGUCCAAAAUGACAACUCUGCUCUACUAGCCAGAUACUACUACUUGCGUGGCUUCGCCAAUCUGCUGUGCUUGCGUCGCCUCAAUGCUCUGGGUGACUUUCAAACGCUCCACAAGACGGACACUUCCAUCUUCCCCACGCAAGUGGUCACAUGGCUGGUGAACUCGCUCAUACAGGAAGAACAGCAGCAAGCCAACAGAAGGCCUGAACUCAGACGACUCAUCCUCAAGGUUAAGACGCAAAACGAGAAGCCGUCGGUGGAGCUCAACGACGAUGUCAAGAAGUUUGAGCUUCCCCGCCGACCGCUGGAUCGAGAGGAGUUUGUGCGUUGCAUCCAAGAGGGCGGGAUCGUUAAAGACGUGGCGACCAUUCAUCGCUUAUUUGACGCUCUCACCGGUGAUGAGUCAGAGCAAGUGGACGCCGAGCUCUUCAAAGGCUUCUACACCUUCUGGAAAGAGAGUGAAGCAGAGGCUCAAGACGUCAACCUCCCCACAGAGGUCAUCGAGCAGCUGGAUCACACCGAGUGCAUCUACAAGUUGUCGUCCUGUGUCAAGACCUCUCACGGCGUGGGUAAAAUCGCCAUGACCCAGAAACGUCUCUUCUUGCUCCCAGAGGGUCAGCCUGGCUUCCUGGAAAUCACGAUGUUCCGAGACAUCCAGGAGGUGAAGAUAGCUUCGGCUCCUUUUCUCCUGGUGCGCAUUCCUUCUCUGCGUAUUCGGACUUCCAGCAGGCUCGAGGCAUUUGAGGCCAACCUAAAGGCGGAAACUGAUCUUUGGAAUCUUGUGAUCAGAGAGAUGUGGGCCGGGCGCAAGAUGGCCGACCAACAUAAGUACCCUCAGUACAUGACUCAGGCUCUGACUAAUGUACUGCUGAUGGAGGCCGUGGUGGGCUGUCUGCAGACCCAAAGGUCAAUCUGUGCUGCCACAAAGCUUGCCUAUUUUGACAAGGUCAAGCAUGAAGUGCCCAUGAUGGUGCCUAAAACUACCUCUGAGACGCUAAAACACAAAAUGAACCCAUCAUUGGACCUCGCAGAGCCACAGACUGUCCACAUUCUGCUCUACACUCCAGGGCAGUUGACAUGCGGUGACUCCAAGGAUGAGACGAAUCCCAAACUGUGGGUGGCUCUCAGCGGGGGCAGAGUGGUUGUAUUCGAUGCUGCGAGCUGGUCCAUGCUUCAGGCUUCGAUCCAUCUUGGAGAGUCAAAACUGAACUGCAUGCUGGGAUUGGUCCACAACCAGGUGUGGAUAGGCUCCCAGGACUCGGUCAUCUACAUUAUUGAUGCUCACAACCUGUCCUGCAACAAACAGCUAACCGACCACAGACACGAGGUUACUGGACUCGCACUGGAUGUAGGAGAACAACACAGCAGUUCUGACAUGUACUCAUGCAGCAAUGAUGGGACAAUACUGCAGUGGGAUUCAUCCAACCUGAAGAUGAAGCGACAUUUUAACAUCAGCUGCAAGCAUCUCUCCUCAAUACAGAUCCAUGGCGAUACACUGUGGUGCUGCUGCGGUGACACCAUUGUGGAGCUAAAAAAGAGCGGAAUGCCACAAAGAAGGCUGGCGCUGCCAGGGCACCUUCGAGGCCCAACAAGUAGAUUCACCGACUUUAUUGUCAUCCCAGAGCGAGGUGAGCUCUGGACAGGAUUGGCAGACUCCGGUGAGCUCUAUGUGUGGCACGCUGACGGCCAUAAAGCUGCUUUCAAGAAGAUCUCCCUGACAGGCUGCUCUGGGGUCAGCUGCAUGAUCCGAGUCAAGGACCAGAUCUGGGUCGGCUGCUGUGCAGAGAGUGGUGUGGGAGGUCAUUGUGAUGGUCAGCUGAGAGGCCAGUUAAUGGUGGUGCAUCCAGAGACUCUGACAGUGGCAAAGGAGCUGCAGGCCCAUUCAGACAGCAUCAAGACACUCUGCUCUGCUGAGGACCGCUACGUCCUGAGUGGAUCCGCGCAGCGUGAUGGCAAAAUAGCCAUAUGGAAAGUAGAGUAGGACACAAACUGUAGAAUGAAGGGAAUGAGUGAGAAAUUUGAGGAUGCAGCAGACACAACAGCUUACAUUUUUUUGUCCCUUUUGCUGAUGACAAUUCAAGCGUUCCAUUUUUUUUAUGUUGAAUGAUAAAGUUGAAACUACCCUGAAAUGUGUUUGACUAUAAAUGCCUUGAAGGUACAAUAUACAAGAACUCUAAAUUGGUGUUAUGAAGUGAAAAUGUGUCGAUGCUUUUUGGAACCUUCACUUUUUUUCCUUCCAAAUAUUGUGCUCGUUCCUUCAAAAGUUCCUCUUUCAAAGAUUCCAAGAUAUUUCCUGAUCGAAUUAUGGAUGAAUAAAUGACAGAAUUUUGCA